Messenger RNA from Mercenaria mercenaria, 999 nucleotides. RefSeq lists its product as uncharacterized. Lineage: Eukaryota; Metazoa; Mollusca; Bivalvia; Venerida; Veneridae. The transcript is spliced from 9 exons. Bases 1 to 999 code for a protein of 332 amino acids. Gene Ontology annotation, molecular function: RNA binding. The record is from RefSeq and is a predicted model, not a curated record.
AUGAUCACUGACCGUUCAUCGUAUGAUUCUCCAUCCGUCGCCCAGCAACAAACCAUGUCAUCGAAGAAAGAAUUUGCAAACCAGACUGACUCUAUAGAACCCACAAAAAUUAUAGUAACAUGUUUACCGGAUGGGAUCGAUAAAGAAUUAAUGGAAAUGUUCUUUGAACAUAAGAGUGGCAGUAAAAUAAAAGAAGUGAUCAUUGACGAAGAAGGCCAGUACGCAAUCGUCGAGUUUCUACAUACUAAUGAUGAAACAGCUGAUCGGGAGUGCGCUCCGGUUAACUCAGCUAAUGAAACAUCAGCAGAAUAUAUACGACCAAAGACAAUUAAAGUAUCGGUAUUACCUGAGAGGGCAACACAUGAAAUUCUCGUUAUAUUUCUCGAAAACAAAACUAGAGAGUGUGGUGGUAAAGUAAAAUGCGCAACAGUUGACGACAAAAAGCACUCAGCUAUUGUUGAAUUUGAGGAACCAUCAGCCAUUGACCUUAUCAUGAAGAAACGACCAAUUGUAAUACGUGGUACGGAGGUGCAGAUAGGGGCAAUUACCCAGGUAACACCGAUGACACCAGACAGAUGCAGUACAAUUAAAGUAUCAGGCCUACCAGAAGCUGCUAUAGAAGAAAUUCUUAUGAUGUAUUUUGAAAAUGAGAAUAGACAAGGCGGUGGAAAAGUUAAAGAAGUCCGUAUCAACAUAAUGGAUAGAUCUGCGGCCGUUGACUUUGAAGAAGAAAAGGCUGUCGAUAUUGUUCUAAAUAAGCGACCAAUAAAGAUUCUUGGCCAUGAAGUUGAUGUACAAAAAUACACCCAGGUAACGCCACUAACAAUAGAGAAAUGCAGUACAAUUAGAGUAUCAGGUAUACCAAAAGCUGCUACAGAAGAAAUUCUAAUCAUGUUUUUUGAAAAUGAGAAGAGACAAGGCGGCGGAAAUGUCAAAAAAGUCUGUAUCAACAAAACGGAUGGAUCUGCUCUUGUCGUAUUCGAAGAAGAAAAAGACUAG